AUGAAGCAGGACCUCAUUCCCUACCCAGAGAAAGCAGUCCACUGGUUUCCUGCAGAGAAUCAUGGCCUCAGAAGAUAUGGAGGGCUGAUCCGCAUCCCCAACGCUUCACAGUCGGCUGCAAACCCGUCCAGUGAGUGCUGCAGGUCACAGGCUGAUGAUAAAAGGCCCAACAAGUGUUCCAAGAUGGCUCGUCCUCGCCUGCCCUCUGCCAUCCUUCUGGCAAUCGGUGGCUGGAGCGGAUCCAACCCGACCAAGUGCAUAGAAGCGUACGACAUCCACGCCAACAGUUGGGUAAGCCUUUUGGAUGAUAUGGACCAAGCGCGGGCAUACUGCGGUGCCGCCUUUCUCCACAACGCCAUCUACUGUCUGGGCGGCUUUGACGGCACAGAACACUACAACACCGUCAGCCGCUUUGACCUGAACACUCGUACCCGGCAGGAAGUGGUGCCCAUGCACUUUCGCCGCUGCUAUGUGAGCGUCACAGUGCUUAAUGGAUGCAUCUAUGCAAUAGGAGGCCACGAUGGACGUGUAAGACUAAAGACGGCGGAGUACUACACGCCUGAGACAAACCAGUGGACUCUUAUUGCCAGUAUGCAAGAGCAGAGGAGUGAUGCCAGCUGCACUGCCCUCAAUGACAAGGUUUACAUUUGCGGUGGUUUCAAUGGAAAUGAGUCCCUGCAAACGGCAGAAUACUACAACCCAGAGACCAACAAGUGGACAGCCACGGCUCCGAUGAGUUGCCGCCGCAGCGGCAUUGGAGUAAUUGGGCAUGCUGGCCAUGUGUAUGCAGUUGGAGGCUAUGACGGUGACGACCGCCUGGCCAGCGCCGAGGCCUACAACCCCGAGACGGACACCUGGAUCAUGUUGCCCCCAAUGCAGUGUCCUCGGAGUAACUUUGGCAUUGAAGUCGUGGAAGAUUGUCUCUUUGUGGCUGGCGGCUACAAUGGCAUCUCCACAACCAAUCUGGUGGAGUACUAUGACCUAAAACUUGGCACGUGGUCUGCAGCAAAUUGCAUGGGGCUCUAUCGAAGUGCUCUGAGCUGCUGCGUGAUGUCUGGCUUGCCAAACAUUGCUCAAUAUACUAUGCUUCGUAAUGACCAGCCUUUGCUCUUCUUGGAGGAUGAUUCUCUCAAUAUGGAAGACGAAGUCUAA
Nerophis lumbriciformis (worm pipefish) is the source of this 1152-nucleotide messenger RNA. Lineage: Eukaryota; Metazoa; Chordata; Actinopteri; Syngnathiformes; Syngnathidae. The record is from RefSeq and is a predicted model, not a curated record.